UUUGGGUUUCACGACUAAAGAUCUGAUUCCAUAUAUAUAAAGCUACUCGUUGCCGUUCUCUCACAUUCCCCGAUCGAAAUUCUCUUUACUCUCUAGGGUUCAACUCUAAUGGCGGAGGAGAGAUCAACUGGUGUGGUUCAGUGGUUCAGCGAUUCCAAAGGCUUUGGCUUUAUCAAGCCGGACGAUGGAGGGGAAGAUCUCUUCGUUCAUCAAUCUUCCAUCAGAUCCGAAGGAUAUCGUAGUCUUGUAGAAGGCGAUCGUGUCGAGUUCGUGAUUGCCUCUGGCGACAACGACAAAACCAAAGCUAUCGAUGUUACUGGCCCCGAUGGAGCUCCUCUACAGUCCAAGAAAGACAAUUACGGUGGUCGCGAUGGGGGCUAUGGCUUUAGCGGUGGAUGGAGAGGCGGGGAUAGGCGUAACAGUGGGGGAGCUAGCGGUGCUGGUUGCUAUCAGUGCGGCGAUGUUGGCCACUUAGCCAGAGAUUGCAACCGCGGCAAUAAUGCCGGUGGCCCAUCUUGUUUUAAAUGUGGCGAAGUUGGGCACUUGGCUAGGGACUGUUCACUUGGAAAUAAUGGCGGCGGCGGCGGGGCUUGCUUUAGGUGUCAUGAGUAUGGGCAUAUGGCGCGGGACUGCACCAGGGGAAGCGGUGGGAGCGGUGGAGGUUGCUUCACAUGUGGUGAAGUGGGUCACUUGGCCAGGGAUUGCACCAAGGACAGCGGAAGGUAUGGAGGCGGCGGCGGCGGCGGCGGCACCCGAGGAAAUACAUGCUUUAAUUGUGGGAGGCGUGGGCAUUUUGCGCGAGACUGCCCUGAAGCCUCUGCAUGAUAUAAACUUAGUAGAAAGAAAAGGAGAACUUAUUCUCUCGCUCUGUUUUUUGGGUUGACAAUUUAUCUUCUUCUCCUUUUUUUUUUUCUGGCUCCUUUUGAAAUUUAUACAUAGGUUGUCCAUGCAAAGGAUUAUGACUUUUGUUCUGGUAUCAGCGAUAAGCUAAUUUGUUACUGCUUGACCGGCAAUUUUCCGCAAAUUGCUCGACUAGAGGAGGAACAGAAUUCCUCUGUUACUUCCUUUUUUUCAUCAAUGACUAUGAGAUAAAUUUCUAAUUUAGCAGUUA
Neltuma alba is the source of this 1111-nucleotide messenger RNA. RefSeq names its product cold shock domain-containing protein 3-like. Lineage: Eukaryota; Viridiplantae; Streptophyta; Magnoliopsida; Fabales; Fabaceae. The transcript has a single exon. The record is from RefSeq and is a predicted model, not a curated record. The coding region runs from base 109 to 825 and encodes 238 amino acids. Gene Ontology annotation, molecular function: zinc ion binding; nucleic acid binding.